Molecule: messenger RNA, 1965 nt
Organism: Vicia villosa (hairy vetch)
Lineage: Eukaryota; Viridiplantae; Streptophyta; Magnoliopsida; Fabales; Fabaceae
Exons: 4
Coding region: 1-1965 (654 amino acids)
Biological process (GO): DNA repair; telomere maintenance
Molecular function (GO): DNA helicase activity
Source: RefSeq, a predicted model, not a curated record
AUGUUGACGGUGGCAAAAGGACCAACAACAUAUGAGGAAAUCAGGACCGUGGAUAACAUUCAGUAUGAUACAUUCAGAGAUGCAUGCUUUGCAAUGGGAUUUCUUGAAGACGACAAAGAAUACAUAGCUGCUAUAAAGGAGGCAAGUCAUUGGGGGACUGGUCAUUUUCUUCGAAAACUGUUUGUUAUCAUGCUUUUGUUCGGUGCUGUUAAUCGCCCUGCACAUGUUUGGGAACAAACUUGGCUCCUAUUAUCUGAUGGUGUCUUACAUACACAAAGAGCAUUGGCUGCUAAUCCAGAAUUGGUCCUCACACAAGAAGAGUUACAAAAUUUGACUUUAAUAGAAAUUGAGAAACUGCUUCAGGCAAAUAGAAGGACACUAAAGGAUUUUAGUCCUAUUCCAUAUUCGGAUGCUUAUGUUCUUGAACAGUUGGGAAACAGGCUCAUAUAUGAUGAGCGUAAUUAUGAUACAGCAUCAAUGAACUCAGAAUUUGAAAAUCUGUUUGCUGCUCUUACAGAUGAGCAAAGAAGUAUUUAUGAAAAAAUCAUCCACGCUGUGGAGUCUCAAAAACCUGCGGUUUUCUUCCUUCAUGGUUAUGGUGGUACCGGAAAAACAUAUAUGUGGAGAACACUCGCAGCUGCUUUAAGAUCAAAACACGAUAUAUGUUUAACUGUUGCAACUAGCGGUAUAGCAUCAUUGUUACUUCCAGGAGGUAGAACUGAACAUUCAAAGUUCAGGAUACCGGUACCAACUAUGGACAAUUCUACUUGCAAGGUUGAAUUCAACGAUGAUGUUGCAGACAUGUUACGACAGACAAAGCUUAUAAUAUGGGAUGAUGCACCAAUGGCGCAUAAGUAUGCAAUAGAAUCGCUUGACAGAACUUUGAAAGAUGUUAUGAGUGCAGACAAAAAUUCAACUGAUGUAUUCGGUGGAAAGGUUGUUGUUUUCAGGGGCGAUUUUAGACAGAUUUUACCUGUCGUCCCCAGAGGCAGUCGUUCCGAUAUUGUACACUGUGCCAUAAAUGCAUCUUACACAUGGCAUUCAGUUGAGGUAUUAACAUUGACAAGAAACAUGCGGCUACGAACAGGAUCAACACAGACUGACAAAAAUGAGAUAGCACAGUUUUCAGAUUGGCUUUUAAGAAUAGGAGAGGGCCGAAUAUCUGAGCCUAAUGACGGCACCGCCGAAAUCAACAUACCACCUGAUAUUUCGAUAACAGAAUUCGAUGAUCCAAUUGUGGCCAUUGUCAAUACCAUAUACCCUGAUUUCAUAAAUAAUUUCCAAUGUGUUGAUUACCUUAAAAGUCGAGCGAUACUUGCCUCUACACUGGAGAUUGUUGAUCAGAUCAAUGACCAUAUACUUAACUUGAUGCCAGUCAACAAUGCAGGAGAGAUUCGUGACUACUACAGCGCAAAUUCAGUUGACAAGUCUGAGAUUCAUGACCCAGCAGUAGUUGAUAUCCUCACGCCAGAAUUUCUAAGUUCCCUCCGAACAUCAGGAUUGCCAAACCAUCACUUAAAACUAAAGGUUGGGACACCUAUAAUGCUCAUGAGAAAUAUAGAUCAAGCUGAAGGUUUGUGUAACGGCACAAGGCUGUGUAUAACAAAGAUGGCAGCCCAUGUAUUGGAGGCUUCAAUAAUGGGUGGUAAAGGUUUGGGAAAUUUGGUUUACAUACCUCGAAUGGAUAUGUCACCAUCCCAAUCACCAUGGCCAUUCAAACUGAAUAGGAGACAGUUCCCUAUUAUAGUUUCCUAUUCUAUGACAAUUAACAAAUCACAGGGACAGUCAUUGGAUAACGUUGGUUUGUACUUACCGAAAGAUGUAUUCACACAUGGCCAGAUUUAUGUCGCAUUGUCAAGAGUAACAACAAAAAAGGGAAUCAAAAUACUGAUACAUGAUGAAGAAAAGAAAUUCAGGGAGAAAACUACAAAUGUUGUGUAUAAGGAAGUUUUUAACAAUGUCUAA